AUGGCUCCCGCCUUACAAGCAGUCACGCCGCACAGCUCGACCUUGGCUACCGCCCUGCCAGCAAAGACCCCACACAGCUCGCCCGCCCUGCCAGCAAAGACACCGCACAGCUCGCCGGACGAAGAGAUGCCAGCCAGCCCGUUAAUCUUUGGCGGCAACGACAAGGGCGACAACGACGACGACGACGACGGCGUGUGGGUGGACGAAGAGGACUUCUUCGACAAUCUCGACACGUCUCGCCUCAACGCCGACACCAUCGCCGUCUUACAAGACAAGCCCUGGCGCAGCGAGGUGGUCCCUGAGAGCGUUCAACUGGACGCCUACAUGUCGCUCUUGGCUCCCGAGAGUAUGAAGGUGGCACUACGGUGGGCCAAUCGGAACCACUCUUCCGAGGCUUGCGUCGACCCUCGCCGCUACAACUUUGUCUUGCACAGAUUGUGUCGCUCGCCGUCGUGCGGGGUCAAAAAGGCAGAGGCGCAGGCCAGCGCUCAAGCUCACGUCAAUUCCGGUCGCUUUGUCCUCCCCUUGGCAAGGCCCUUCGUCCCGCCCUCUGUGCCAACGAACCGGACGGAGCAGGAGAUCCAGGACCUAUAUUGGCUCGAGCGCACCUUUGAGGUGUUUAUCGUGGUCAUUUGCGGGGUCCGACUGGCAGCCAUGCUUCUCUUCGCCCAGUUCCACGGCAGGCAGGCUGUCCUUACGGACCCUUACCCACGUGGAGCGCCUGGGUUCGAGAGGAACGACGAGCAGGCGACGGCUGGCGAGGCAGGGGAGGGAGGGGAGGCGGGCUCGGUGAGCUCGGGGGCUGGGAGGAGGGAGAGGCAGAGGUCGAAGAGCCUCACGGGAGGGGCGCAUGACUGA
Jaminaea rosea is the source of this 858-nucleotide messenger RNA. RefSeq lists its product as hypothetical. The record is from RefSeq and is a predicted model, not a curated record. Bases 1 to 858 code for a protein of 285 amino acids. The transcript has 2 exons. Lineage: Eukaryota; Fungi; Basidiomycota; Exobasidiomycetes; Microstromatales.